AUGGGGGGAGGCGACCAGAAGGGACCCGGAGAGCAGCAGCAGCAGCAGCAGCAGCAGCAAGAACAGCAGCAGCAACAGGCAGAUCAGCAGCAGCAGGCAGGUCAGCAGCAGCAUGUUCAGGUCGAGCAGCAGCAGCAGCAGCAGAAGCAGAUGACGCCAGUGGAGGCGCCCGAAGCCAGCUCCAGCAGCAGCAGCAGCAACUCGAGCAGCAGCAGCAGCAGCAGCAGCAGCAGCAGCAGGGGCGCCGAUGCUGCUGAAGAGCAGCACGAUGAGGAGGAAGAUGAGGGCGACACUUCCUUUACGCUGACUGUACAGACACUUGACCGUCGGCAGCUCAGAGUCACUGCAUUUCCAGACUGGACCACCCUGCAGCUGAAGGAAGCCCUGGCCCCACAUGUGUUAUAUCCCCCCGGGGAGCAGCGGCUUAUCGUGAGAGGCCACGUCAUGAGGGACGAAGAAGUGUUGGAGUCUCUGGGCAUUAGCAGCAGCGGGCCGAUGGUACAUGUGGUGCGGAACGCAGACAGAAGAAACACAGCAGGAGUGCAUGGGAGCAGCAGCGCAGCAGCAGCAGCAGCAGCAGCACUAUCACCACAGGAGCUGAUGAUGCAGCAGCUAGCGAGGUCACCGCAGCUGCAGCAGCUGAUGGAGAGUGACCUCAUGGGCAGCUUGCUGCAGUCUAGCCCGCUGCUGCAGGCGUUGAGAGAACAAAACCCUGAGAUCAACAGUCUCCUCUCAGACCCCCAGCUGUUUCGCAUGGGCAUGGACGCCAUGAGGAACCCUGCGUUGCUGAGGGAGAUGAUAAGGAAUACAGACAGGGCUCUAGCUAACAUUGAAGCUGGUUUCAACGCGUUGACGCGGGUCUAUCGCGGGGUGCAGGAGCCGAUGCACGAAGCAGCAAUUCAAAUUGCUACGGAGCUGCGCGGCAGCUCAGGGAGAGGAGAGAGGGGAGAGGGGGCGGGGGAUGCAGCGAGCCAACGCAGAGACACGGGGCCCUCCAGAGAGGCCUUGCCGAACCCCUGGGCGCCGCAGCAAUCGCAGCCUCGCCAGCGCUCUGAGGGGGCAAGAGAGGCCCAUGAGCUGAGUACGUAUCUCGAGGCCAGGAGGCGGCAGCAGCAGCGGCAGCAGCAGGCGGUGCGACAGCAGCAAGUGCAGCGGGAGUACCUACAGCAGCGGCAGCGCCUCUUGCAGGAGCAGCAGCAGCAGCAGCAGCAGCAGCAAGAGACCACGACGACGGCAGCUGGCGCAUUGCCAUCACAGCAGGCUCAGGCUUCUAGUGGUUCAGGUGUACAAACAGCUCCUGAUGCAGCAGCAGCAGCAGCAGCAGCAGCAGCUGCUGCUGCUGCUGCUGCUGUUGCCUCCCCAGGCACCUCAGGGGCGCCGCAGCCUGCAUGGGGGUUUGGGGGGCCGGGGGGUAUCGUCCAGGACUUCACGAGGCUGAGUGUGGGGAGCAUGGAGCCAUCUGCAACGGCGUCUGCUGCGCAGCAGCAGCAGCAGCAGUCUCAGCAGCAGCGGCAGCAGCAGCAAACUCAGCAACAGCAGCAGCAGUAUGCGCAUCAACUGGCGUCUCUCAAUGCCAUGGGCUUCUCGAAUCAGGCGGAGUGUUUGUGGGCGCUGCAGCAGACAGGAGGGAAUAUAAACCGAGCAAUCGAUUUACUGUUGGCUCGGCAUCAGUGA
Eimeria mitis is the source of this 1674-nucleotide messenger RNA. RefSeq names its product ubiquitin protein, putative. The coding region runs from base 1 to 1674 and encodes 557 amino acids. Gene Ontology annotation, molecular function: polyubiquitin modification-dependent protein binding. The record is from RefSeq and is a predicted model, not a curated record. Gene Ontology annotation, biological process: ubiquitin-dependent protein catabolic process. The transcript has 10 exons. NCBI's taxonomy places the organism in Eukaryota, Apicomplexa, Conoidasida, Eucoccidiorida, Eimeriidae. Gene Ontology annotation, cellular component: cytosol.